This is a messenger RNA of Cyclopterus lumpus (lumpfish), 1260 nucleotides long. It is a transcript of the gene dpep1, whose product is annotated as dipeptidase 1. The record is from RefSeq and is a predicted model, not a curated record. Gene Ontology annotation, molecular function: metallodipeptidase activity. Lineage: Eukaryota; Metazoa; Chordata; Actinopteri; Perciformes; Cyclopteridae. Gene Ontology annotation, biological process: proteolysis.
AUGCUUUCUGAGGUCAUCUCAGCUGCAUAUGUGGCGCUGUGGAUCAGUUCGUGUGCCUCCUCCUCGGCUGAGGGUCCGUACAUGACCAGAGCUCUGCAGCUGAUGUCUGAGACCCCGCUCAUCGACGGCCAUAACGACCUGCCGUGGCAGCUCCGUAAGCAAUUUAACAACGAGCUCAACAAAGUGAAUCUUAACACUCUGGAAACGACACAAACCAACAUCCCAAAAAUCAAGGAGGGACGGCUGGGAGCCCAGUUCUGGUCGGCCUAUGUUCCCUGUGAGACUCAGUUCAAAGAUGCUGUCAGACAAACACUGGAGCAGAUAGAUGUGGUUCACAGGAUGUGCCAAAAAUACCCUGAAACCUUCAUGUUUGCCACCAGUAGCCAAGACAUCAUGGAGGCCUUCCGCAUGAACAAGACCGCCAGUCUGAUCGGGGUGGAGGGGGGUCACUCUCUGGACAGCAGUCUGGGCACCCUGCGCACCAUGUACCCUGGGGUCCGCUACCUCACACUCACACACUCCUGCAACACACCCUGGGCGGAUAACUGGCUUGUUGACACUGGAUCAGAGCCUUCUCAACAUAAUGGCCUGUCUCCAUUUGGCAAUCAACUGAUCAUGGAAAUGAACCGCCUGGGGAUGCUGAUCGACCUGGCUCAUGUGACUGAAGCAGUGAUGAACCAGGUGCUGGACAUGUCCAAAGCUCCCGUCAUCUUCAGCCAUUCCUCCGCCUACAGCAUCUGUCCACACAAGAGGAACGUCCCAGAUGAUGUUCUCAUUAGAGUGAGGGACAAAAAAGGAAUCGUCAUGGUGAACUUCUACAAUGACUAUGUGACCUGCAGCAAGACCGCGAACAUCUCAAAUGUUGCUGAUCACUUUGACCAUAUAAAGAAAGUGGCCGGGCCGGGCGCCGUUGGUUUUGGUGGAGAUUACGACGGGGUUUCAAGACUACCAGAGGGUCUGGAGGAUGUGUCCAAGGUGCCCAGAGUGGUGGCUGAACUGCUGAGGAGAGGAUGGACUAAUGAGGAGAUCAAAGCUGCUCUUGGAAACAACCUGCUCAGAGUCCUCAGCCAGGCUGAGAAGGUCCGUGACGAUCUCAAAGGCAAGAGUCCAGAUGAUGUUCCUAUUCCAUUUGAUGAGGUGAAGAGCUCGUGUAGGACAAGCUAUGGUUACCGCAACGCUGGAGCCGUCCACUCACUCGGCACACUGGCCCUCGCGCUCACUUUGGCUCUCCAGGCUCUUGUCACAGGAAUAGUUUCAUAA